AUGGCGCCCGUCGCCGUUCACGACAGCAGGAUGCCGGGAUCAUCAUCCAAUGGCGCUGCAUCCUCCUCCUCGACACCAUAUCAACCGCUCGACCACGUUCCCGUCCAUCCCGCCGCCGACUUUCCCAAACCCAAACCGGUCCCCAAGCUCGCCUACCGCACCUCUGCCUACUUCAACACUGAAUGCCCCAUCGUGAUCGACAACGGCUCCUCCGAGCUGCGCGCCGGCUUCGCCCUCUCCUCUCCCUCCAAACCCACCUCCUACUCCUCUCAACCCUUUGUGGCGUACGACAAUCUCAUCUCGAAAGUUCGCGACCGCAAGAAGAGCCUGACGAUGCUGCUGGUGGGCAACGACGUGUACGCCGACGGUCUGUCGCGCAGCUCGAUCCGCACGCCCUUUGACUCCGACGUAGUCACCGGAUGGGACGCCAUGGAGAUCGUCCUCGACUACACCUUUGCCAACCUGGGCAUCGAUACCGAUCGAGUGAACCAUCCGGUGUGUAUGACCGAGACGCUGUGCAACCCGGCCUACAGCCGGGGGAUCAUGAACGAGCUCAUGUUCGAAGCGUAUCAGGUGCCCAUGGUCAACUACGGUGUCGACUGUCUCUUCAGCGCGUAUCAGAACGAGGUGGGACCAGAUGCGCUGGUGGUGUCGUCUGGGCGAUCGAGCACUGUCGUGGUCCCGACAGUGGGUGGGAAGGGCAUCUUGACCAACUCCAAGCGGCUCGCGUGGGGAGGAGCGCAGGCGUCCGACCUGCUCUUGCGUCUCAUCCAACUCAAGUAUCCCAACUUCCCAUCCCGCGUCACUCCAUGGCAAGCCCAAAACAUGAUGGAAGACCUCUGCUACGUCUCGUCCGACUACACCACCGACAUCCGCGGCAUGUCGAUGCUCCCCGCGUCCCACAAGACCCACAACCCUUCAAGCUGGACACCGAUGGAGCGCAGCGACGUGAUCAUCCAAUUCCCUUUCGCCGACGCCCUCCCCGAGCAAAAAUCCGCAGAAGACCUCGCAGCCCAAGCCGAGCGUCGCAAGGCUGCUGGCGACCGCCUUCGUGAACAAACCCGCAAGAUGCGCCUCGAAAAGAUGAUGCAAAAAGAAAACGAUCUGCGGUACUACCUCCAGCUCAAGGAGUGGAAGGGCAAAGAACGCAAGGCCGAGUAUCUGAAGCGACUCGAGAACGAUGGGUUCGACAACGAGGGUGCUCUGGACAAGAUGGUGACGAAAAUCGAGGGGGCGCUGAAGAGAUUCAGGGCAAAAGAGCUGGGUGAGGAGUAUGUGGAGGAUGACAAGUCGGAGGAGCCUAGUUUCCCGCUUGUAGAUGUACCGGAUGCGGAUCUGGACGAGGAGGGUGUGAAGGAGAAGAGGAAGCAGCGGUUGAUGAAGGCCGGGUACGAUGCGAGGUUGCGGGCGAAGGCGGAGAAGGCGGAGGAGAAGCGGUUGGAAGAGGAGGCGUUGCAGAGAGAUGAAGAUGAGAGGGUCAACAACCCUCGCGUUUGGUCGAGCAAGUUGAGGAGAGAGUACGACGACGCUAUCAAUCGCAUCAAAGAGCGCAAACGGAUGAAGGAGAUGCUGUCCGAUCGAAAGUCGCUUGCUGCGCAACAACGGAUGAAGUCCAUCACCGCGCUGGCGUCGGAUGCGCCCGCCAGUGGGAGUGCCACCCCGACCGGCGGUCGAAAGCGCAAGAAGGGCGGCGAAGAGGAUACCUUCGGAGCUAACGACGACGACUGGGCGAUCUACCGCGAGAUUCAAGCCGCCGACGAUUCCGAAGAGGAAGAAGAUGCCUAUACCAAUCUGGCGAAUAUCGAAACCCGACUCUUGACGUUGGAUCCGACCUUCGGUCCGGACGACACGUACGCUGCCCGCCUUGCUCGUAAGAACCGACUCACGCUGACGUUCUUCAACGGUCCCGGUGGCGGACAGGAGUCUACCAUCGCACCUACGGACACGGCCCUCGACGACCCGACCAACGCAGCGGACCCGGAGAGCAUCCGCCGCGCUCACCAGCUGCACCUCAACGUCGAGCGCAUCCGCGUACCGGAGGUGCUGUGGCAACCCUCUAUCGCAGGACUCGACCAGGCCGGACUCGACGAGGUCUGCUCGCACGUCGUGCACAGUUUCGACGCCGAAACGCGCGCUAGGAUGCUGCAGAACAUCUUUGUCACGGGUCGGCACACGGCGUAUAGGGGCUUUGAAGAGAGGCUGUACUCGAGCAUCCGGGCUAGUCAGCCGAGUAGUGUCAGUGUCAAGGUGACCGCGGCGAAGGAUCGCAGGUUCGACGCGUGGAAGGGCGCUGCGAGGUGGAGCGUCGGUGAUGAGUUCAGGCAAAGCGCCAUCACAAAGCAAGACUACGAGGAAAAGGGCAAGGAGUGGUUCAAGGAGCAUGCGCUCAGUGCCAAUUGGAGGUGA
Molecule: messenger RNA, 2406 nt
Organism: Kalmanozyma brasiliensis GHG001
Lineage: Eukaryota; Fungi; Basidiomycota; Ustilaginomycetes; Ustilaginales
Product: Actin-related protein
Exons: 1
Coding region: 1-2406 (801 amino acids)
Biological process (GO): regulation of DNA-templated transcription
Cellular component (GO): Ino80 complex; cytoplasm
Source: RefSeq, a predicted model, not a curated record